Messenger RNA from Salmo salar (Atlantic salmon), 1104 nucleotides. It is a transcript of the gene hoxb7ab, whose product is annotated as homeobox protein HoxB7ab. Gene Ontology annotation, molecular function: RNA polymerase II cis-regulatory region sequence-specific DNA binding; DNA-binding transcription factor activity, RNA polymerase II-specific. The record is from RefSeq and is marked provisional. NCBI's taxonomy places the organism in Eukaryota, Metazoa, Chordata, Actinopteri, Salmoniformes, Salmonidae. Gene Ontology annotation, cellular component: nucleus. Gene Ontology annotation, biological process: anterior/posterior pattern specification; regulation of transcription by RNA polymerase II.
CCCUUUGGCUUACAGUGAAUAGACUGAAGUAUUUUAUGUGUAUGGUCAGUGGUGCACUAUUUUCCACAUUAGCUGAGCUGGUUGGAAGCUCUGCUGUUAUUGGACGAGUUUGUAUCACAUGGCCCUCGUCACGUGCCCCCUGAGGAAAAAGGGGUGAUUUUUGGUGUAAAUCUAGACUGUAAUUCUGUAAUAUAUCACAGUACCUCGUAAAACCGACAGUAAAACCUCCCGGCCUACAAAUCACCGGUCAAAUUAUGAGUUCAUUGUAUUAUGCGAACGCUUUGUUUUCCAAAUAUCAAGCUGCAAGUUCGGUUAUUCCAAGUGGGGUCUUUCCCGAGCAAACUUCUUGCGCCUUUGCGUCCAGUUCACCGGGAGCCAGCAGUUAUGUCUCGGGCUCCGGCGGCGCAGGCUUCUCCUCCUCUUCCUCCACACUGUCGGGACUGUACAAUAACGCAGGGAACAUGCCCACCCAAACGCGCAGCAUGUAUCCCUCUGCGUACGGGCUGGGCACCGGCUCUCUGAACAUGCACUGCUCCCACUUUGAACACCCCAACCUCUCCAUGAUUUGCUCCGGUGGUGACCCGUCCAAGGUGUCCAACUGCGGUAAGGCGGAGCAGAGACAGAACGAAGACAGUUUACGGAUCUACCCCUGGAUGAGAAGCUCAGGUGCAGACAGGAAGCGAGGUCGACAGACGUACACGCGUUACCAGACGCUGGAGCUUGAGAAGGAGUUCCACUUCAAUCGCUACCUGACUCGCCGAAGACGCAUAGAGAUCGCUCACGCGCUGUGUCUCACCGAGAGGCAGAUCAAAAUCUGGUUCCAGAACCGGAGGAUGAAGUGGAAGAAGGAGAACAAGACGCCCGGACGGAGCUCCCCUGCAGCCGAACCGCCGGGGGGCGAGGAGGACGAAGAUGAAGACGAGUAGCGACGGUUUAAAGGACGGUGAAAAGACUAAUGGGCACUACAUGAGACUGAUAUUAUAUUAAAACCGUAGGGGGAAACCGUGUCCCCCCUAUUCUUACACUGAGUUAAACAUACAAUGCUACCUAUAAGAUUAAUGAUUCAUUCAUGUAGUCUAAAGCCACGUCUUGUUUUGUUAAAAG